CUCCCGGCGAGCGAGCGGCGACCUGGCGGCUCGCACUGGGCCCAUGUCCUCCGCGCCGCCGCGCCCGCCCGCCCCGCGCGCCCCCAGGAUGAAGAAGGACGAGUCGUUCCUGGGCAAGCUGGGCGGCACGCUGGCGAGGAAGAAGAAGGCCAAGGAGGUGAGUGACCUGCAGGAAGAAGGCAAAAGUGCCAUCAACUCUCCGAUGCACCCAGCCUCGGUGGAUAUUCACCCUGAAGACACGCAGCUAGAGGAGAAUGAGGAGCGCACGAUGAUCGACCCCACCUCCAGGGAGGACCUCAAGUUCAAGGAGCUGGUCAAGGUCCUCCUGGACUGGGUCAAUGACGUGCUGGUGGAGGACAGGAUCAUCGUGAAGCAGCUGGAGGAGGACCUCUACGACGGCCAGGUGCUGCAGAAGCUGCUGGAGAAGCUGGCGGAUCGCAAGCUGAACGUGGCUGAGGUGACCCAGUCUGAGAUCGGGCAGAAGCAGAAGCUGCAGACAGUUCUGGACGCCGUGUUGGACCUGCUGCGGCCGCACGGCUGGGCGCUGCGGUGGAGUGUGGACUCGAUCCACGGGAAGAACCUGGUGGCCAUCCUGCACCUCCUCAUCGCCCUGGCCACCCACUUCCGGGCCCCCAUCCGCCUCCCCGAGCACGUGUCCGUGCAGGUGGUAGUCGUCCGGAAGUGGGAAGGCCUGCUGCACUCCAGCCACGUGUCGGAGGAGCUGACCUCGACCACAGAGCAGAUGAUGGGCCGGUUUGAGCGAGACGCCUUCGACACGCUCUUCGAUCACGCGCCGGACAAGCUCAACUUGGUGAAGAAGUCGCUCAUCACUUUUGUGAACAAGCAGCUGAACAAGCUGAACCUGGAGGUGACGGAGCUGGAGACCCAGUUUGCAGAUGGCGUUUACCUGGUCCUGCUCAUGGGUCUUCUCGAGGACUACUUUGUCCCCCUCCACAACUUCUACCUGACCCCGGAGAGCUUCGACCAGAAGGUCCACAACGUGUCAUUCGCCUUUGAGCUGAUGCUGGACGGCGGACUGAGGAGGCCCAAGGCUCGCCCUGAAGAUGUGGUGAACCUUGACCUCAAGUCCACCCUGCGGGUGCUGUACAACCUGUUCACCAAGUACAAGAACGUGGAGUGACAGGGACCCCAGACGGCGCGGGACGGUCGGGGCAAGAGAAGCGGGGCCCAUGCCCCAGGCCCAGGCCCUUCUCAGGGAGACGCCCUGCUCCGCCCCGGCUGUGUGGCCCCUCCCAUCCCUGCCUGCUUUGGUGGCCAUUCACCUGCUUUCCUUGCAACCCUCCAGUGGCCAAGACCUCGGAAAAUGCAGCCUCUAGACACGGCUGGGCUCCGGGUCUCCCUCCCUCCCUCCCUCCGGGCAGGCCGAGGGGUUGACUGUGUUGUCAAAAGAUGACACGGAGGAGCUCGGGCCCAACCUCCGCUGGCCGCGCUGCCGCUCCCACUGGUGGCCUGGUCUCUCCGUCCACCCUGGCUGUGCGGGGCUCGGGCAUUUCCCUGCCCUUGGACGAGGGGCCUUUUUGACAAAAGAGUUUUGCAAUUAAAAAACUCAACUCUCACGUCCCCGGAACCCUGGGUGUGACACAGUGUCCUCCCUCCCUCUGGUUCCCGUGACUUCUUGGCCACUCUGUGUUCUUACUGACCUUUAGCGUGAGCUCCCAGGACCUGUGCCCUGCCACAGGCAGAGGGAGGAUUGGCUGGGGGCGUUCCUUGGCUUCCUGCAGCGGCCCAGGGCUGGUCAGGAGUUGGCUGGAGGCGGCUUGAUCCCGAGGCCCGUCUGGGAUGGCCCUUCGGGGAUGGCCCGUCGGGGAUGGCGACCUGUUCCUUUGCUAGGCCCGCAGGGCGGGAGGCUCAGAGUACAGAGGAUCCACGUCCCGUAGCUUGGAAGCCAAGGUCGAGGGGCCAGGUGGCCUCGUCCUUGGCCGCGUCUCCCUGGUCUUCAUAGGUCCCCCUCUGCCAGCGUCUCUGUUAAGGACACAAGUCACACGAGGCAGGGCCUGCCCACAUGACCUCAUUUCCUUGUUACCUCUUUAAGGCCCAUGUCCAGAUGUGGUCACACUACAGCCCUGGGCUUUGGGGCUGAAUUUAGGGGACACGAUACAGCCCAUGAGGGGGGCAUGCAGUGUCCAUCUCUGUCCUCACGGUGCUCCCGUGGCAUCUCCCUCUCUGUGUCACCUAGUUAAGCUCUUCGCCCUGGUCACCUCGGCUUGGAGAGGAAUGGCGUCCCCUCAGCUGUGUUCUCUGGCCGGGCCCUGGCCGCAGGGCGUCCUGCUCUGUGGCAUGCCCUGGCCCUUCCCCUGCUGUCUCCUCCUGGCCCCUGCCCGGCCAGCCCCCUCUCCAAGCUCUGUGUGCUCAUUAGCGACAGGAGGACAGGCCUCUCCACCUCUUAGACCCCCGCCCCCUGCAGACCGGGGCUGGGGGUCAGGGUUGAUGUUGAUUGAAGGUCGGGCUGAAGGCUGAGAAUGCUCUGAAUGUCCUCCCUGGCUCAGUUGCUAGGCUGGGAUGGGUUGAGAAGAGCAUUUUGAUGGAGGUGGUUUCCCAGCAGGAGAAAGAAAUAAUUAAAACGGCGUUACGGCGUCUCCUGCGGGAUGCAGUGACAUUAAAGACCUCCUUGACAAAAUAUCCGGGGCCGGAACGUUCCGCGCUGCCUUCAUGACUCGCACAGAGUCCUAGCCGCCAGGGCCGGUGGCCUGGACCCGCCCGGCCUUGCUCUCAGGCGGGCCUGGGGGGGCGUUGCUCAUCCCCAGGGUUUUCGGGGGCGAGGGGGACGGAGAUGAGGAUCUGGAGAGCGCACCUGUGGCCUCUUAGCCAACUCGGGCAGCUUCAGCCUGAUCCACGUCAUCCAGGGGGAGGACGUGGUCAGCGGGAGAGGCUUCAGCUUCUGAAGCAGCCCCUAAAGCCCUGCUGGACACUCGCCUAGCCUCAGGUCAGGCCACUCCCCACUCUUCCCUUUCAAGAAGGACACUUUGAGGGGCCGCGGAUGUGCGGGAGCCGGGCAGGCGGCUGGCUCACAGCAGGACCGGUAAAGGCUGAGGUUUAGGAGGCAGGGUCUCUCCUGGGGCUGUGGGUGCAGACGACCUGCAGGGUCCCUUCAGGUCUCCUUGUUCUUGAUCCCUGCCCGGCCUGGGUGGGAGAGGGAGGGCCGGCUCUGAGGGCCCCUGUGCCGGGAAGUUCUGGAAGUUCUGGAAGGUUCUUCCUCCUUCCAGGCCACAUCCUCAUGAUGAUUUUUCUCUGAAGAGGGGCCUGGCCCAUGGCAGCGAGGUGAAGGCAAGGCCAUUUGUGUCCACCCGUGGGGGCAAAGGCGUGGACAGCCCCUGCACAAGGAGUCCCGGGUUCCCAGGCUCCUGGGCGGGGGCUGGUCCGGCCCCUGGCCUGGCCACCUGCAGCUGUGGCCCCUUCCCACGUGGCCUUGUGCAAGCCUGACCCCCCCCCCCCCCCCCCCGUGUCCUGCGGCUGUGGUGGAGGGCGGUUUUAUUUUGGAAUAGCUGAAUCCUCUGUUCCUUUGUGUGCCGCUGUGUUAUUGUCUUUUUAAUUGUUCAAAGGACGUUUCCUUUGGAUUUCUGGAUAUUAAAUAAAAAAGCCCUGGCUGUGCUUUGAUCAGACCCGCCUGGCUGACAGCAGGAAGCCAUGCUGCUUGCGACAUGAAGGCCCAGCGCCUCCGAGCGGGAGCUGUGGCUGGGGAAGUGCCCGAGGCGCCUCGCGUGCUGUUAUUUAUUCCAAUAAAGGGCCGCUCGGCCGCCUGCUC
Molecule: messenger RNA, 3763 nt
Organism: Marmota monax (woodchuck)
Lineage: Eukaryota; Metazoa; Chordata; Mammalia; Rodentia; Sciuridae
Gene: Parvb
Product: parvin beta
Exons: 13
Coding region: 44-1141 (365 amino acids)
Biological process (GO): substrate adhesion-dependent cell spreading; lamellipodium assembly; actin cytoskeleton organization
Cellular component (GO): lamellipodium; actin cytoskeleton; cytoplasm
Molecular function (GO): actin binding
Source: RefSeq, a predicted model, not a curated record